AGAAUUAAUGUAACCCGGAGAACUCACCUCUUCGUCAUCAAUCAUAUCAAAACGUAUGAUUAUCCCACGUGACCUUCCGAACGACCUCUAAUAGCAAACAUCGUCCCUUCGGCGGUGUGGAGAAUUCUCGGGUAAACGGAGUGUCCCCGUUCUCAAAAAUUCAAACAAAAUAUCAUUAACCUGCUCCUACUCAGGACUAAAAAUCGAGGAGCUAAAAAUUGCAGCUGAGAAAGGGCAAUAAGCUGUUGAGUAUCAUCAAAUCAAUUACAAAUUAAUUCACAUUGAGAAAUGCUGCUGAGGGCGACCAGUCAGCUGCGCAAUGAUUUGGCUCGGGUGACACUACGUAACGCUGUAAGGACCAACGUCGUUCGAUGUUUGACGACUCGUCGACUUCACAGAAAGCUAUUACCCAGAAAUCAGGGAUGCAACGCUCUGAGACCUAUAGGCCCCUGGAGGCAGCAAUUUCGAUUUUAUGCCGAUUAUCCAGAUCACGUCAAAGUUACGCUUCCUGCGUUGUCACCCACCAUGGAGACAGGAACAAUCAUCAGUUGGCAGAAGAAAGAAGGUGACAAAUUGAAUGAGGGUGAUCUUCUCGCUGAAAUCGAAACGGACAAGGCAACGAUGGGUUUCGAGACCCCGGAGGAAGGUUACCUAGCUAAGAUUAUUGUGCCUGCUGGAACCAAGAAUAUCAGCAUUGGCUCCCUCGUCUGUAUUAUUGUGGAACAGCAGUCCGACGUAGCGGCAUUUAAGGAUUUCAAGGAUGAUGGAACCGCUGUUCCUCCUCCAUCGCCUGCUGCCCCCGCUGCGUCAGCUCCAGCGACCCCAGCACCAUCACCCUCCCCAGCAGCACCGAGAGCAGCUCCUGCCCCUGCUGCUGCGCCCUCGAUGCCUGUCAGUGCAGGGGAUAGAAUUUUCGCGAGUCCUCUGGCGAAGAGGUUAGCUGCUGAGCAAGGAUUAAGUCUUCAGGGACUGAAGGGCUCUGGGCUUUUUGGAUCGAUAACCUCAAAAGACUUGGCGGGUGCCUCGGCGGCACCCGCUGGCUCCCCUGGGAUGGCAUUUGCUGGAGGAGUCGAUAUUCCGGUAUCGAACAUCCGUGGUGUCAUUGCCAAACGAUUAUCCGAAAGCAAACAAACGAUUCCCCAUUAUUACCUGUCGAUUGAUAUUAGAAUGGACUCUGCCCUGGCGAUGAGAGAGCAAUUUAAUAAACUUUUGGAGAAGGAAAAAGUUAAGUUGAGUGUUAAUGAUCUCAUCAUCAAGGCGAUUGCUAUGGCAUGUAAAAAGGUUCCGGAAGGGAACAGUGCCUGGAUGGGAGACGUCAUUCGACAAUAUGACAACGUGGAUGUCAGCGUAGCUGUGAGUACAGACGCCGGUUUAAUUACGCCAAUAGUCUUCGGAGCCGACUGGAAAGGUCUAGUGGAAAUCAGCAAAGAUGUUAAAGCUCUCGCGGCCAAAGCUCGCGAGGGUAAACUACAACCCCAAGAGUUCCAGGGUGGUACCAUUACGAUUUCUAAUCUUGGCAUGUUCGGAGUGAAGAAUUUCUCCGCUAUUGUCAACCCACCGCAGUCCAUCAUCCUGGCCGUAGGAACUACAGAGGCUAGGCUAAUUCCUGCCAGUAACGAGCGAGGGUUUACCACUGCUCAAUAUAUGACCGUCACAGCCAGCUGCGAUCACAGAACUGUGGACGGUGCAGUGGGGGCACAAUGGUUAUCAGCAUUGAAGAGCUUACUCGAAAAUCCAUCGACAAUGCUGCUUUAAAAAUAUGAAAAUUCGAAACAAUCGAAAAUCGCUGCCGAUUUUAUUGAAACUUAGUUCAAUCAAAUUGGAGAGUAGGAGGUACUUUCCACGAGUACAAGGUGAUACGUGUCUGUGUAUCUGGGAAAUUUAUUUAUUCUUAAUUUUGUUAUGAAUAACAAUUGAAAAGUUUGAUGGACGUAUCAUUGAGUAUUCAAAUAGUUGACAAUUUAUUGGGAAAAAGAAUUUAUCACUCGACGUUAGGAUCACACGAAAAGUAUACAUUUUUAAACGGAAUCAUUUGAUAAUGAAUGAACGUAUGAUACGAGGAUAUUCCUGGUGGCAUUACGUUUCAUCGCGAAUUUAAUUUAUAAUAGAUUGCUUCAUUACCGAAAUUCGGUUCGGUGGAUCAUCGAGUGAUUUGUUUUCAUUCUCUCUCGGUUGUAAUUCUGACCCUACUGUAAAUAAUUAGAAAAUUAUUAUUUUUGUGGACAGGGAAACAAUAAUUGUUACGUUAUUGCUGUAGCAAAUUCAAUUGUAAUUACCUGAGAUGAAUGAAGUCGUCUGAUGAAAAUACAGUGUAUAAUAAAUUAUAAUUACAAAAUGCUUACACAA
Messenger RNA from Diachasmimorpha longicaudata, 2346 nucleotides. It is a transcript of the gene muc, whose product is annotated as midline uncoordinated. Gene Ontology annotation, biological process: pyruvate decarboxylation to acetyl-CoA. The transcript is spliced from 6 exons. Bases 289 to 1755 code for a protein of 488 amino acids. NCBI's taxonomy places the organism in Eukaryota, Metazoa, Arthropoda, Insecta, Hymenoptera, Braconidae. The record is from RefSeq and is a predicted model, not a curated record. Gene Ontology annotation, molecular function: dihydrolipoyllysine-residue acetyltransferase activity.